This is a messenger RNA of Pipra filicauda (Wire-tailed manakin), 5528 nucleotides long. RefSeq names its product rho GTPase-activating protein 20-like. Gene Ontology annotation, biological process: signal transduction; regulation of Rho protein signal transduction. Bases 143 to 3505 code for a protein of 1120 amino acids. NCBI's taxonomy places the organism in Eukaryota, Metazoa, Chordata, Aves, Passeriformes, Pipridae. The record is from RefSeq and is a predicted model, not a curated record. The transcript is spliced from 15 exons. Gene Ontology annotation, molecular function: GTPase activator activity.
GCACGGGGCACCAGCCACAGGGCACCGGGCACCAGCCACAGGGCACCGGCCACCGGCCAUGGGCCGCGCCGCGCCCUGGCCGCGGGCAUGACAGCGCGGCCGCGCCCGGAGCUGUGCCGCGGGCUCCGCACGGAGCCAGAAGAUGAAGCCCGUAGUCCAAAGAAGACGAUCUACCCCAUCUGCCAUUUCUAAAGCUCUCAGCAAGUCAAAGUCCCAUUCCAGGGAAACUACCCUUUUCUCUUCCCAUUUGGACAAUGGACUGCCAAGUAGGGUGUUCAGCAGCCCAGGCUCCACCUUCAUCCUGGAUGAGCGAGUACAGCUAACUGUGGGCCUGCAGACCCAGGAAAGACAUCUGAUCUUGUUCAGCGAUGUGGUGGUCAUUGCCAAGUCCAAAUCCUCCUCCAGCCUGAAGCUGAAAAAGCAAGUGCAUCUGAGUGAAGUGUGGACUGGCACCUGCCUCAGCGAAGUGACAGAGAAAAAAAUGAGUCCUGAGAAUUCAUUUGUCAUUGGCUGGCCUACCACCAACUAUGUUGUCACCUUCAGCUCAGCUGAUGUGAAGGAACGAUGGCUGUCAGCGUUACUGUGGCAUAUCAGUGAGGUAAAACAGAAUGAAUACCUGAAGAAUCUGACCCUUCAGAUCUUUGUGCUGGAUGACAACAACUGUUCUUCUACUACUGCAGUCAAUGUGUCCAAUGUGGAAACUGCAGAGAGUGUGAUGAAGAAGACCCUUCUACAGCUUGGGCUCCCUGGUAGGACCAGUGAACACCACCUCUGGGUGGUCUCGGGAAAAGAUGAGCCUGCUUACCCUCUCAUUGGGCACGAACAUCCCUUCAGUAUCGCACUGAGCUGUCUCCGGGACUCUGCUGACCAGCAACAAAGAACCAACAAUAACACUCUUCUGGCUGAUGGGACAGAGGCUUCCUUCCUUGCUCAGCUCCCAAAGGAAAAGCAGUGUCAGUUUGUCCUGAAACGCAGACUCCAAGCUCCAAUGCAGCUGAGGAGAGAGUCACUGCAGAAACACACCAAGAGGAAGAAGUCCUUGAUUGACUGGGCCCUACGCCGCAGCACCAGCACUCCCACGGGCAGCCCUCCUUCACAGUCACCUACUACCCCACGGAAGCUCUUCGGCCUGUCCCUGACCUCUGUCUGUCCUGAUGGGAUCCUUCCCAAGCCAAUUAUGGAUAUGCUGCUCCUGUUGUACCAUGAAGGUCCCUCUACUAGGGGCAUUUUCAGACGGUCUGCCAAUGCCAAGACUUGCAAGGAGUUGAAAGAGAAGCUGAACUCUGGAGAUGAUGUUCAGGUGGAUGGAGAGUCAGUCUUUGUGGCUGCAGCUGUCAUCACGGAUUUUCUCCGAAAUAUACCUGACAGUGUUCUAUCCUCAGACUUGCAUGGACUGUGGAUGGAAGCUGUGGACACGGAAAAUCGGGCACAUAAGAUUGAAGCUAUCAAAAGUCUUGUCAACCAGCUUCCAGAGGCUAACCUCAUCUUACUCAGACACCUCUUUGGAGUCCUCCAUCAUAUUGAGCAGAAUUCCGGCGUGAAUCAAAUGAAUGCCUUUAACCUGGCUCUUUGCAUAGCACCCAAUAUGCUGUGGCUACCAAGUCCCACUGGGCCUGAGGAGGAGAGCCAGUCUACAAAGAAGGUGGCCUUGUUAGUGCAGUUCCUGAUUGAAAACUCAGGAGAGAUUUUCGGAGGUGAUAUUGCUUCCUUGUUUCAAAAACCUGACAAAAAGAAGUCCAAAAACUCAGCAGAAUCUCUGGGCAUAGGCUUGGCUCAGCAUGGUGAUUCCUCUGAUGAGUUGGAGUUUUCUGCUUGUGACCCAGAGGGGCCAAAGCACCACCUGGAACCUGAAACAGAUGCCAUUUUUGAAGCACCCAGCAGCUUGUUACUGAAUGAGGAUCUGGAGGACUGGGACUUGUUCAGUGAGAUCACAGCCUGUUACCAAAGCAAAGCCCGAAUGAAUGCCAGUGCAGACAGUUGUGACCUCCUGGAAGAGGAUAGUUCUUUCUGCUCCAUCGGCUCCACCCACUCGCUCAGCCUGGCCCUGGACCGGUGCUCAUCAGAACCCAGUGUCUGCCUGAGCUCCCAGCUCCCUGCCCAGGGCCACGAGCCGGUGGCCCGCCAGUCCAGCUGCGAUGCCACCAUCAUGCGCAGCCACACAGAUUACAUGCACAGGCUCAGGCAGCUGCAAGUGGAGAGCCAGAAGCUGAUUGAUGAAGGUCUAAGCCCUGGGGUUAAUAAGGUCAGGCAGAACUUGCGGCAAUCACCUCAGACCAGCUCCAGGGUGAAGCAGCUCAGCCUUCAGAAGUCCAGCCCGUCCAACAGGUCCAGCUUCUCCAGCCUGUCCUCUACCACCACCUCCCCAUCUGCUUCCUCACUCAGCUCCUUAGACAGUGCUUUCUCGUACUGCUCAGAGUCAUCAGCCGUUAGUCCCACAGAUGUCUCAUCUCAGCCGUUCAUGUUUGGCACUUCUGCCAGGCUUCAUGCUGUGUCCCCCAAGGUUGCCAAGAGGUCCCCAAAAGAGUGGCACAAAUCCCUCAUGUCUCCUGUGCUUUUACCUCCAUGUGACCUGGAUAGUUUCCAUGAGUAUGAACCCAAGCCUGGAGAGAGCAGUCAUUGCUUUGGAGAGAGGAAUAGUUUUCCAUCUGUCAGCAGAGCUGCUGUGAGAAGCCCACUCACUGACAUUGACUGGGAAGAAGAGGAGAUACAGCUGAGUUGUGCAGGGUGCCACAGCCUGGGGCUCAGGAACCAGGAUUAUACCAAAGAAAUUGAACAAAAACCUGAAUUCCCAGCUGCCAGCCCAUCCAGCAAGACAUCCCCACAGGUCAGCCACCAGCAGCACAGGGAGAAGACAGUGAAGAACAUAGAAACCAAAAGCAUUGAUGCUUGCCUGCUGAGCCAGGAAAGCCUGAAGCGCACUAAGAUCACUUUUUAUGUAGCCCCAGAUAAAGAAAGCUCUUGGGGGUCCCCAGUGGGAGAGGAGAAGGGGGAGAGAUCUGUGGCAAACAUCAGCAGUUGUGACUUGCCUAGCAGCAGCAAUGAGCAGAGCCGGUCCAAGGGUUUGCAGACUGUAAGAGUCCACAUCCCCCAGACAGUUUUCUAUGGGCAGAACACCCCCCUUGUUCUGCAGUCCAUCUCCAGGCGUUACCACCAUGAACCAAAGGUCCCACCCCCACAUGCCAAGCACAAAGAGAGCCCCCAGAGUGCCUCCACUCCCGAGGAGCUGGAGAGCCAGCCAGUGGAAACGGCGCAGGCGCCAACCCAGAGCGAGGGCUUUGACACCUUCAGCCAUACCAUCCACAUCAUCCUCCCUGCCUACAUCCGAAAAACCAUCAGGGAGUAUUUCAAGCACGAUGAAACAGAGCCCUGUCCCACGGUGGAAGUGGAAGCAGUGGAGAAUGAACUCCUCCAGAGCAGGGUGGAGUGGCUCAGGAGUCAACCGCUGGCAGACGUGGCUGCAGAGGAGCGUGACACGGUGGCCUUUGCCGAAGAAACAUUUGUCUAGGGCAAUGGAUGUGGAGGAACUAAAUAUUUUUUUGUGUACGUGCAACAGAAAAUAUUCUGUAAUGUGUGAUCAGGGUGCAAAGAAUUUAGCAGGCUGCAUGGGACGACAAGUGUAAAGUGACACUAAUGUGUAUGUAAUGUUGGGAUUCAAUAAUCAUUUUGGUAGGAAGGGUGGGGACAGGGGGGUUGUCCUUCUGUUUUCUUUAUGCCCUUUUUUGAUGGAAGAGAUUUCACUGGCUGGGUGUGUAGUGGGGUAAAUGCCACCACACUCUCCCUGUCCAUUAAUUAGCUGACCUGUACAGGGCCUGACUCUAUUUCUUUUUAUAGCAGGAAAGGAGAAUCUCUGCUUUAGUUUCUCCAGUUAGCUGCCGAUGUACGUGGAUGACUGGAGAAUUGAGACAGCUCUUGCUCUGUCAGAAUUAGUUAAAAAUCUUUACACUUGCACAAAACUUACCAUUAUUCACUGUUCAUCACCACCAUUCAUCCAAAGGAAGAUCCUUCAGCACCAUUCCAGAAAUCACUGCUCCUUUGCUCUGCUCGUCUGUUGUCCCCCAUGGUCUAACUCACAGCCCACAUCCAUUACUGGUUGAGUCUGGGUUCCAAAAAUACCAACUGGAGCCCAGAGUCCAAAGUCCAGCACUCACUGACAGACAGCAUAUGUCACAUUUUAACCUCAAGAUUGCUUCUUCCCCAAUUAAUUGUGCAUUAAUUCUUUCAUACCUUCCCCAAAGCUAGCAUUUGAGAGAGAGACAGUUGCUAUGAAGGACUUUAGCACUGUCACUUUGACACGGCUAUGAAUGUUCUUCAGUGUCCUCUGGGAGUAGCUGGUCGUUUCAGUCCCAGUGAAAGGUGACAUUAUUUUUCUGUAAAUGAUGUCCCUUUCCAGAGGCAGUAUGGAUGGAGCAUAAUAAUCAAAUAAUAAUCAAAUUCCUAGUCAUGCUAAGAGGGACUUGAGCAGGGCUUGGCUUUAGCAUGAGAUCAAACAGUUGUGGAAGUUGUCAACAAUGUUGUCAAGUGGAUGCUGAAGCAAAGUCCUAUCUAGCCAGAAAGUUGUCAGUCCAUACGCUGAGACUGCCCAGGCUUCAACAGCACUGAUGCUGGCUCAGAGAAGCACUAUAGUUCCCACCCAGAGUACAUGGCCCAGUGCACUCCAGCAGAAUUAAGUUUGGAGAAGUUCCAGGCAGGGAUGCACUAAGCAGGUUGCUGGUGGGGACCACCAAAGAGAGACAGCCAGUGGACUCCUGGAGCAUCCCCAUGAUUCCACUCAAAGCCAUGUUCAGAAGCACCAUAGCCAUCAUGGGGCUUGUUAGAGGAUUGUAAUGCUGCCAGCUGAGCUCUAAAAAGAUGCUGAGAGCACCACAUCAGCUUGAUAGGGAAAAGUCUCAAUGGUUAAAAGGUUUGGGAUGGUUCAUUUGAAAGUUGCAUGAGAGUUUUCUAUGGCGGUUUCUCUCAGAGCCACACUUCUUUUACUCAGUGUAUAGUGAAUGGGUGAAGGACAAGAGAAAAGCAUGAAUCCUAAUGACUGAAAGGUAGUGCUGAUGGAGUAAGUGCCCCUGCAAGCUACUGAGUGUCUGUGAUUAGCCAGAGCUGGAGCUGCUUGACAACUGCCAUGGUUUAGUCCUUGCACAGAGGGGGAAGCCACUGCUGUAAAAUGAUUUAGGAGGUGUCAGAUCCCUCCACUCAUCUGCCAGGUGCCUGUGAGGGUCAGUGACAGGAACCUGGCCCAGUACUCCAAAUUCACACCAUCAAAUACUGGGGCAGGGGAGCCAGGAGGAAGCCCAGAGCCCUCUUUCCAAGCUGUAUAGGGUUUGUUUUGUUAGAUACUGGGUGUUUAACGCUGAGAUGUGGCGCACUCUGUCUCUGAUCACCUUUGUGCCCCUUGUAUAAUGAAAGGUGUAUAUAAUCAUAACGCAACCCCCUCACCACCAUCAUUUUCCUCAUACAUGAACAGCAACAAGGCAUUCACAGUCUUUUUUCCAGAGUUGCAGUUGUAACUAUUUCAAUAAAGGACACACAAGUUGUCA